Messenger RNA from Lathyrus sativus (Indian pea), 3000 nucleotides. The record is from the annotation of a GenBank genome assembly. Lineage: Eukaryota; Viridiplantae; Streptophyta; Magnoliopsida; Fabales; Fabaceae.
AUGUCACUACCUUCUUCUUUGACAUGUGAUUGGACUCAUGAUGUUUUUCUCAGUUUUAGAGGCAUUGAUACUCGAAACAACUUCACUAGUAAUCUCUACAAUUCUCUGCAUCAAAGGGGUAUAAACACUUUCUUUGAUGAUGAUAAAAUUCAUAAAGGAGAUGAAAUCACACCUGCUCUUCUCCAAGCCAUUAAACAAUCUAGAAUCUUCAUUUCUAUUUUCUCUAACAACUAUGCAUCUUCAACUUUUUGUUUGACUGAGCUUGUCAACAUUCUUGAGUGCUCCAACACACAAGGACGGCUGUUUUUGCCGGUUUUUUAUGACGUCGAUCCUUCUCAAGUUCGACACAUAACUGGCACUUAUGCCGAGGCUUUUGCGAAACAUGAGGCGAGGUUUAGAGAUGAAAAGGAAAAGGUGCAGAAAUGGAGGGAUGCUUUGCAUCAAGCUUCUAAUAUGUCUGGAUGGCAUUUCAAACCAGGGUCUGAACUAGAGUAUAAAUUUAUUGGAAACAUAGUUGAAGAGGUCUCUAGAAAGAUCAACCGGAUUCCUUUGCAUAUUGCAAGCAAGCCAGUUGGGUUGGAGUCUCAAAUGUUAGAAGUUACAUCUUUCCUUGAACUUGAAUCUAAUGAGAGAGUCAGCAUGGUAGGUAUUUGUGGAAUCGGCGGAAUAGGCAAAUCAACAAUUGCUCGCGCUGUGCAUAACUUGAUUGCUGAUCAAUUCGAAGGUGUGUGUUAUCUUGCUGACAUAAGAGACAGGGCAACUAAUCAUGAUCUUGCACAGCUCCAAGAAACACUACUUUCUGAAAUACUCGGGGAGAAGGAUAUUAAAGUGGGAGAUGUAUACAAAGGAAUUUCAAUAAUUAAAAGGAGGCUCCAAAGAAAGAAAGUCCUUUUGAUUCUUGAUAAUAUUGACAGAGAGAAGCAGUUACAUGUACUCGUAGGAGGACAUGAUUGGUUUGGCUUCGGCAGCAAGAUCAUAAUCACUACAAGAGACAAGCAUUUGCUGGCCACUCAUGGGAUUGUGAAAGUCUAUGAGGUCAAACAACUAAACAAAGAAAACGCUUUUGAAUUAUUUAGUUGGCAUGCAUUUAAAAAUAAAAAAAUGGAUCCAAGUUAUGUGGAUAUCGCAAAACACGCAGUAUCUUAUUGUCAUUGUCUUCCCUUGGCUUUGGAGGUUAUAGGUUCUCAGCUGUUUGGAAAAAGUUUAGAUGUAUGGAAAUCUUCAUUAGAUAAAUAUGACAAAGUCAUUUGUAAAGAUAUUCAUGAAAUUCUUAAAGUUAGCUAUGAUGAUUUGGAAGAAUAUGAGAAAGGUGUUUUCCUAGACAUAGCUUGUUUCUUCAAUUCUUAUGAAAUAGUCUAUGUCAAAGAAAUACUAUACUUACAUGGUUUUCAUGCGGAUGGUAGCAUACAAGUGCUAAUUGACAAAUCUUUGAUUAAAAUUGAUGUCAAUGGCUAUGUGAGAAUGCACGACUUGAUUCAAGAUAUGGGCAGAAAAAUUGUGAGGCAGGAACCAACAUUAGAGCCUGGAAAACGCAGUAGAUUAUGGUUCAGUGAUGACAUUGUUCAUGUUUUGGAAGAAAACAAGGAAACUGAUUCAAUAGAAGUCAUAAUCGGCGACUUGCAUAAAUACAAAAAAGUGAAAUGGUGUGGAAAAGCCUUCGGCCAAAUGAAGAACUUGAAAAUUCUUAUACUUAGAAAUGGACGAUUUUCCCAAUGUCCUCAAAUUCUUCCAAAUAGUUUGACAGUGCUUGAUUGGAGUGGAUACCAAUCAUCCUCUUUACCAUCCGAUUUUAAUCCCAAGAAUCUUGUAAUACUCAACCUGCCUGAAAGUUGCUUCAAACAUUUUGAUUCAUUCAAGGUGUUUAGGAUGUUGAACUUUCUAGAUUUUGAAGACUGCAAAUUUCUAACAGAAAUACCUAACUUAUCUAGAGUACCAAAUUUGGGAGCACUGUGUCUUGAUUUCUGCACUAAUUUAAAUAGAAUCCAUGAAUCAGUUGGGUUUCUUGACAGGCUUGUGUUAUUAAGUGCUCAAGGAUGCAACCAACUAGAAGAUUUGGUUCCCAAUAUCAACUUGCCAUCUCUGGAGACUUUAGAUUUAAGGGGUUGCUCGCGUCUCGAGAGCUUCCCUGAAGUAGUUGGAGUAAUGGAGAAUAUAAAAGAUGUUUAUUUAGACCAGACUGCCUUAAAACAAUUGCCUUUAACAUUUGGAAAUCUUGUCGGACUCCAACGUUUGUUCUUGAGGGGAUGCCAAAGGAUGAUCCAGCUACCAAGCUACAUAUUUCCCAAAUGUGAGAUAAUUACAGCUUAUGGUUCUAGAGGAUUUCAAUCCUCCAGAGAUGAAGAAAACGUGCUCCCAAAAGUGUUUAUAAAUGUCAUGCGUGUUAUUAAUGAAUAUGGACAAUCCUACCUUAAUAUGUAUUCUCCUCAUACAGCCUGCAACAAUGUCAUUGAAGUAUGUAGUCCUCAUUGUGAAUCAGAAUUCACUGAAUUUAAGAAUUUACCGGGAAGCAUAAAGUUGGGUGAGCUUAAAAACAACAAAUCAUCACUGUGUUUUUUGUUCCGAAAUAAAUUCCCCAGGAUAGCUCUAAGGUGUUUUGUAGAAUCUGAAAAGCAUUUGGACAACAUGGUGUUGAAUUUCGAGUUGAAUAUACUCAUCAAUGGCACUAAGCAACUCACUUCCUUGUGUGAAUACAUAUUUUAUACAAAACAUGUAACAGAACAAGCUCUUUGUUGUAAUGUACAAGGCAAAUUAGGGGGUGUAUUUUCAGAGAAUGAGUGGAAUCAGGUAGAGAUUUUAUGUGAGAUGAAACAUCUCAUGCCAUUUGGUUUUGAAGGUCAGGAUUGGACCAAUAAAAGGAUUCUCAAAUGGGCUGUCUUAUUGUUUGCGUUAGAAGGCAAAGAUGAUGAUUUGAGUUUAGUUGACAAUCCUACAUCUCAAGGUAUGCAACAAAUAAUAGGAAUUGUUAUCGGCGACCCUUCUGGUAAGUUCAGGGAUAUGUAA